AUGCACCAACACGCUGCCGUUCACGGCCUGCGCGCUCGCCGGCACGUCGAGCGCCGGGUUCUGCACAAAGACGUUGACGGGCCGCAGCGUCACGCGCAGCGUCUCGCAGGGCAUGACGGGAAAGUCCUCGGCGCGCGGCACGUGGUUGAGCCCAAACUGCAGCCACACGACGGGGUCGCCGGCCGCCAGCGAGUCCUGCCGCGCGGCCCACGUGCGGACGCCGCCGUCGGCGUCGCGCGGGUCGCCGCGGCUCUGGUUGGUCCAGGUGCCGCCGGCGUAGAGCUCGCCGUCGGCGUAGCGGGUGACGUAGACGGGGUGGUCGGCGAACUGGGCGCGGCGGCGGUGGAAGGAGUCGGCGUCGGCCAGGAUGGGCUGCAUGGGGGGCAGGUGCACCUUGUAGGCGGCGGGCAGGCCGUUGACGGGGUGGCGCACGGCCGGGUUGGUGAUGUGGACGACGCGGCCCGUGGCGGCGGUGUCGAUGUCGAGCGGGCCGCUGGUCGUGAGCGGCGUGGCGGCGACGGUGUAGCCGACGCCGUGGGGGUUGAGCCGCGGGUCGCGCGGCAGCGCCAUCGUGUCCUGGUAGACGACGGUGUUGCCGUGGCCGGCGACCAUGGGGUCGACGCGCAGGCUGAAGAAGUGCUGGUGGUGGCCCGCCAGGACGCCCGGGUGCACGACCGUCCCAAACGGGUGGCCGGCCGCUGCCUGUGGCGCCAGGUCGCGGUCGACCGGCUGCGUCGACACGAUGCCCGUGGCGCGGACCUCGUAGGCGACGUCGCCGGCCAGGUUGAACACCCAGGCCAGGAUGUACUCGUAGUUGGACACGGUCAAAAUCGUCUGCAGCACGAGCUCGCGCUGCCGCACCACGACGGCGCGGUCCGUGCGGUAGUUGGUGUGCUUCCAGGCGAUGCCGGCGUCCUGCUCGUGCACGCAGACGACGUUGGGCAUGGCGUGCGGCGCGCCGCCCGCGUCGGCCACCACGCCGUCCAUGUAGUAGAUGGCGCCGAGGCAGUCGCAGCCCAGCUGCAGGUUGUUGGCCAUGAUGCCGGCGCCCGCGUCGCCGAGGUCAAAGGCCUGCUUCUUGUGGAACGGGUGGCGCGGGUCCGCGUAGGGGAUGGCCAUGUCGCUGAGGCUGAGCCGGUAGAAGAGCGGGCGCCCGUCGUAGUGCACGUCGUACAGCACCAUGCCCUCGCGCUGGUUGAAGCCGACCUUGACGUCCCACUUCUGCCACGUCACGCGCCGGCCCAUGGCGCUGUACGCCGCCACCUGGAACGACGCGCCCUCGGGCUGCACCACGCGCAGCGGCUUGAGGUCCGCGCGCGGGUGCGCCUGCGCCUCCGGGAUGUACUCGCUCGGCGGCGCCGGCUGCCACGGCGGCAGGUCGUCCACGGUCUUCACGGUGGUGGCGUCGAGGCCCGUCGGCAGCAGGUCGAUGCGCACCACCGCGAGGGUCGCGCAGUCCACCACCGGCGAGAUGGGCAGCGGGAACGCGUAGUGGCAGCUGUCCGGCUCCGCCGCAUUGCUCGGAUCCCGCAUGUACAGGAAGCACUGCAUCACCCGCACGUCGUCGCGGAACAGCCCCUCGCACACGCCGUCCGAGCCGUAGAUCCACGGGUCCGACACCAGCACGGCGCCCGCCGGCAGCUGCAGCUUGGCCACGGCCGCGCGCACGCCCGGGUCCGCCAGCACCACCUGUUCAAUCGCCAGAAUCUCCUCGCCGUCGCCGUUGGCGUGCUUGUCCGCGGGCAGGCGCACGUUGCGCUCGAGCGUGCCCGUCGACAGGUUGGCCAUGGCCUCGUGGAACUUGUGGGUGUUGCGCAGGUAGUAGGCGACGUACACGCGGCGGGGAAUCACCGGCAGGGACGACGCGGCCGUGCCGGCGCGCUCGGCGGCCAGGUAGGGCACGAGCUCGGCCUUGGGCGGCUCCUGUAG
This is a messenger RNA of Sporothrix brasiliensis 5110, 1929 nucleotides long. RefSeq lists its product as uncharacterized. NCBI's taxonomy places the organism in Eukaryota, Fungi, Ascomycota, Sordariomycetes, Ophiostomatales, Ophiostomataceae. The record is from RefSeq and is a predicted model, not a curated record. The transcript has a single exon. The coding region runs from base 1 to 1929 and encodes 642 amino acids.